Eurypyga helias (sunbittern) is the source of this 1887-nucleotide messenger RNA. It is a transcript of the gene OGFR, whose product is annotated as opioid growth factor receptor. The transcript has 8 exons. Gene Ontology annotation, molecular function: opioid growth factor receptor activity. The record is from RefSeq and is a predicted model, not a curated record. Gene Ontology annotation, cellular component: membrane. NCBI's taxonomy places the organism in Eukaryota, Metazoa, Chordata, Aves, Eurypygiformes, Eurypygidae. The annotation marks the transcript as partial.
GAGCAAAGAUCAAAUUCGUCACCGCUGUCUCAGUGGGGUUUUCAGUUCUCAGGCAGGCGCAACUGGAACGCAGCGAGGGACUUGCAGAGAUACAGACACUGUUACCCGGGUUUGAUAGAAUCGGAAAAUGAGGAGGAAGAAGAGAUGUGGAACUUGAGCUUUUAUAAAAAUGAGAUUUCUUUUUUGCCCCAGGGUUUGCCUAUUGAAACUCUGCUUGAACGUUGGUGGGACAACUAUGAAAUUCUGGAAGAAAACCAUUCAUACAUACAGUGGCUGUUCCCUUUACGUGAACAUGGGAUGAACUGGCGUGCCAAACCACUCACGUGUCAAGAAAUCCAGGCCUUUAAGAAGUCCAAGGAGGUUAUGCAAAGGCUUAUACGUGCUUAUCAGCUCAUGCUGAGAUUUUAUGGAAUCAUUUUGACCAACGAGGAAACUGGAGAACUUAAGAGAGCAGAGAAUUGGGCUGAACGAUUUCAAAACUUGAACCGGUACAGCCACAACAAUUUGCGGAUUACUCGCAUCCUGAAGUGCCUGGGGGAGAUGGGAUACGAAGACUAUCAAGUGCACUUGGUGAAGUUUUUCCUAACAGAAACUCUUGUUAAGGAGACGUUACCAAAUGUCAAGAGAAGUGCCUUGGACUACUUUCUGUUCACCAUCAGAAGCAAACAGAAGAGAAGAGAAUUAGUCCACUAUGCUUGGCAACACUUCAAACCUCGAGGCAGCUUCGUGUGGGGGCCACACGACAAACUCCUGAAGUACAGACCACGCUCUGCCAAGACACGGCCGCACCAAAAGGCUGAAGAUAAACAGGAAGCACCUGGUAAAAUGUGUGACAGCUCUGUGGAAAAGGAUCAGAACUGGGCUCUAGAGGAAGAAGAGAAGGCUGGAGAUGCUGCAGGCUUGCAGCCUGAAGUGAAUGAUGAAAAUCUAAAAGAGAAGAUAAGCGAAUGUGUUUUGGAGGGAGGAGAUGGUGACAAGGAGAGAGAGGCUUCGUUUACCCAGCAGGAGGAGAAGGAUUUAAACAGCAAGGCUGAAGAAAUCCAAGGUACAGGAGAUGGUGACAAUGAGAGAGUUCAAGGUACAGCAGAAAAUGAUUGCACCAAGGAGAGCAAGAAGAGAAAACUGGAUGCAAAUAUGGCAGAUGCAAAAAAGAGUGGACCAUCAAAAAGCUCUACUGAUAUUGAAAACAUUUCCCGUAAUCUGGGAGAAUGUGCAAUUGAUGCAGAAAAUCCUUCCUCAGUUCAACUCUUACAGGCAGAAGAGGACCAGGAAAUGCCAAAAGAAGAUGAUGCAAGCACCAAAGACUCAGCAGCGCCAGAGACCGCUGAUGCAGCUGUAAAACGGAGGAAAGUUGAUAAAAGACCACCGAGAAGCAAAACAUUCAACUUGGCCAUAAACCUGAACAUGGGGCCCUCUGCCUCUGGAGCCAAGUUAAAUCCAUCUGUUGCAAACGCUGAAAAAGAAAAUGUCAGUGAGAAAAACACAAGUGUGGAAGUGCUAAGUGAGAAGGGUGGUGGUGAUGCAAAUGGUGGGGCUGAGAGACCCCUGGUUGGUUCCAGGCUCCCUAAGACUGGCUGGACUUCAGUAAGUGAUGGUUUGGAGUCAAGUGAAGAUCAAGUCACAGCAAGCAGUGAUCAGCACCACUGUAACAGCAACGUCCCGGGAGGCAAAAGUGAGGUAGAUGGGGUAGAACAACAUAAAAAGGCAGAAGAUACAAGUGAAAAAGGGCAAGCAGAAGUCGCAGGCAAGAAACAACUUCCAGAUGGUCUUGAGCAGAGCAUGGCACCCACUUGUCCUGAAGACGACAGUGCUGAGGUUGCAACACAAAAACCUGAAAGCUCUGAGCGUGCAGCAGAACCUGAUGAAGAGCAGGUCGCAGCAGAGUGA